AUGUACCUCACAUUACUAUCUCUUGCAGCCCUGGUGGGCAUCAGCAUAGCUAAAACCCCAGGUUGCGGCCAAGACAUACCUUCCAAAUACCCCAAAGCAGGAAAAAGCGAGUCCCUCACCCUCCCAGACUCAGACCGGGAAUACAGGUUAUUCAUCCCUGCCAACUAUGACAAGGACACGCCAACAUCAGUAUACUUUUCCUUCCACGGUGCGUCGCGGGACAUGGUAGAGGAAGAAUCUCUGUCACAAUUUUCAAACCCGGAAUUCAAUCCCAACGGAAUCGCCGUCUACCCAAACAGCCAGAAUGGAUACUGGCUCUCCAGCCCUUCUGCAAAGACGUCGCGCCCCAACGAUCUAGACUUCACCAACGAUUUGCUCACGCACCUGGAAGAAACCCUCUGCGUCGACACAAGCAAAGUAUUCGCGGCCGGUAAAUCGAACGGCGGUGCUUUCGCCAGCGUCAUCGCCUGCAACGCCACAGUUGGAAGUCGGUUUGCGGCUUUUGCGGCUGUCAGCGGCGCCUGGUACGAUACCGACGACAUUAAGGGCGUGGGGCCUUGCGCCCCGGCUAAGCGGGAUUCGGGAUAUCCUUUCCUGGAGUUCCAUGGGACAGUCGAUACGACGGCACCUAUCGAUGGUGAUGGGCAUUCCAAGCUGCCUGUCAUUGAUGUCUUGCAGUCCUGGGCGGCUCAAAAUGGAUGUGCGAAAAAUUCGCAGCCGACCAGCAAUAAGACGAUCUUUGAUGACCCGGUUGUGAAGCAUGCUUCUUGGGACUGUAACGGGAUGACAGGCAUUGUCCAGCAUUAUCGCGAGAAUGACAAUGGCCAUUGCUGGCCAAGUACUGUUGGCAAUGAUGACUUCACUCGAAAUGCUGCACAGUGCCCGUUGGGCAAGUCUGAGUUCAAUGCGACUCAAUACAUAUUUGACUUCUUUGCGGAGGAUCACUCGAGCACGCCUACCACAACAAGUACUAGCACAAGUACUGGCACAGCAUCUACAAGCACAAGUACUCAUCACAACCAAAGCCCCAAGAUUUCACACCCCAUGUCCUUCUAUGCUUUGUAUCUUAUUUUCUCAGCUGUUGUUAUUAAUUCGAUGCAUAUUUAA
This is a messenger RNA of Penicillium hordei, 1107 nucleotides long. Its product is annotated as CE1 family esterase. The coding region runs from base 1 to 1107 and encodes 368 amino acids. The record is from RefSeq and is a predicted model, not a curated record. The transcript has a single exon. Gene Ontology annotation, molecular function: feruloyl esterase activity. NCBI's taxonomy places the organism in Eukaryota, Fungi, Ascomycota, Eurotiomycetes, Eurotiales, Aspergillaceae.